AUGGCGUAACAAAAUAUUUUUGUGAUUUUCUUCAUUCCAUAAUAAAUAUAAAGUAUCUUUAUAAAUUUAAAAUUAAGAAUAUCCAUACCUAACUAAGUUUAGGAAUUUAAAAAGAAGUAUUAUGAGGAUAAUUAGAGAUAGUUAGCAUAUCUGAAAAUAUCAAAUUAUGAUAAGUAACAAUAAUGAAUAAAAAUAAAAAAU
Paramecium sonneborni is the source of this 201-nucleotide messenger RNA. Lineage: Eukaryota; Ciliophora; Oligohymenophorea; Peniculida; Parameciidae. The record is from the annotation of a GenBank genome assembly.